Messenger RNA from Pseudopipra pipra, 1617 nucleotides. It is a transcript of the gene XKR8, whose product is annotated as XK related 8. Bases 78 to 1310 code for a protein of 410 amino acids. NCBI's taxonomy places the organism in Eukaryota, Metazoa, Chordata, Aves, Passeriformes, Pipridae. Gene Ontology annotation, cellular component: plasma membrane. The transcript is spliced from 3 exons. The record is from RefSeq and is a predicted model, not a curated record. Gene Ontology annotation, biological process: engulfment of apoptotic cell; phosphatidylserine exposure on apoptotic cell surface; apoptotic process involved in development.
CCCGCGCGGGGUGCGGUGCGGUCCGUGCCGGGGCCGGUCCCGGUCCCGGUGCCGCUGCCGGGCGGGUCCCGCUGUCCAUGUCCCCCCGGGCCGCCCCGCCGCGGUUCGGGCCGCUGCAGUUGGCGCUGGCGGCGGCGGGGACGGCGGCGGCGGCGCUGGAUCUGUUCAUGGACGGGUGGGUGGCGGCGGAGUACGUGCGGCGCGGGCAGCUGGGCUGGGCCGCGCUGUCGCUGUCGCUGCUCGCCGCCGCCUCGGCCGCCGCCCAGGCCUGCAGCUGGCUCUGGCUGCGCUCCGACCCGCCCGCGCUGCGUCCCGCCGUGCCCGCCGCGCUGCUCGCCGCCUUGCACCUCCUGCAGCUCGGCUUCCUCUUCAGGUGCCUCCAUGCUCUGAAGGUGGGCUGGAAGGUGUGCUGGGCAAAAGCAGAGGAGGAGGAGGAGCAGAGACACAUGGCCUUCCUCUCCCAUGACAUCAGCAUGCUGCGGCUCUUCGAGACCUUCCUCGAGAACACCCCGCAGCUCACCCUGCUCCUCUACAUUAUCCUUCAGACAAACAAGGCUGAGAUCUCCCAGGGCCUGGGGAUUGGCACUGCGCUCCUGUGUGUGUCCUGGUCUCUGCUGGACUACCACCAGUCCCUGCGCUCCUUCUUGCAGGACAAGUACGAGCUGAGCCGGGGCUCCUCCAUCAUCUACUUCCUGUGGAACCUCUUCCUCAUCUGUCCCCGCGUCCUGGCAGUUGCCCUCUUCGCCCUGCUCUGGCCCUAUGGCGUGGCUGUCCACUUCCCAAUCGUGUGGCUGGCCAUGUUCCUCUGGGUCAGCCUGCAGGGCACAAACUUCAUGGAAUCACCUGGCCCUGAGCAGCUUUACCGGGCCAUGGUGGCCGUGAUCCUCUACUUCAGCUGGUUCAACGUGGCGCAGGGGAGGACGCUGCACCGCAGCAUCAUCUACCACAGCUUCAUCCUGGUGGACAGUACACUGCUGGCCCUCUCCUGGCUCUGGGGCCAGGCCCCCUCUGAGGACCACUGGUAUCUCCUCCCAGUGGUCUCUGCCGCCCUGCCCUGCUACCUGCUGGGACUGGGGCUGAGGGUCACCUACUACAAGUGGCUGCACCCCAACAGGCAGGUGCAGCAGGAGGGUGGCUAUGACGAGGUGGAUGCCGAUGGAGGGAGUGAUGAGCUGGAGUUUCGCUCGUUCUCUGAGCCGGACCUUGUGAACAGGCGGAUGCAGUGCCUGGCCCAGAUCCAGUUCUCUGUCUCCCAGCUGGCACGGCAGCGCUUCCUGAAUGGGGCUGCUGCCCUCGAGUCUGCUGCCUGAGGGCAGCUCCUCCAAAGGGACAUGCAGGGGAGGUCUAUUUGUUAGUUGUGGUCCUGGUUCUGCUCUCCCAGGCUGUUGUUUUGGGCAGCUGGAGAGACCUGGCAGGAAUGAGGGAUGAUAUGGAAAUGCCCAAGGAGUCCCAUGGCACACAGCAUGGCUCCCAUGGCUGCACCCUCAAGGAAAGCCACGGUGUUUGUGGCAGGUCCAGCACAUUGUGGCAUGUGGCAGGUCCAGCAUGGGUGCAGUGCUGUGUCAGCUUUCCUUGUUAUUUAUUAUUAGCUUGUUCAGAAGAAAAACCCCAAGAGCA